AUGGCCCAACAUGCAUAUUAUCCACAAUCGGCAACACCCAACCAUGAGUAUUAUUCACCACAAAGUGUGCCGAUGGGCUCCAUACCAGGCCACGAAGCUGCGCCUACGAUCCUGCCCCAGAAUGUACCGGUGCCGGUCACCUCUCCGAUACAUAUGACACACGCGCAACACCCACAACACCACCCUCACCCGCAUCAGCAACAGCAGCAACAUCACCAGCAGCAGCAGCAGCAGCAGCAGCAACAACAGCAAUACAUGCAAAUGAUGCAACAGCAGCAACAACAGCGUUACGACCAGAACCCCCGCACAAACUACGUCCCAGCAACGUAUGAUCAACCGGCUUUCCAAGGUCAGCCGCAGCAGCAGCCGCAGCAGCAACAACAGCAGCAGAUGCCCCCUGAGCAGCCAAUGAUGGUUUCAUACCAUCCAAACUAUGCGUACAAACCCCCAGGCCCCCGGAUGUUGAAUCAAGCGGAGGGGACUGACUGGGGCUUUCUGGGAGUAGGCUAA
Molecule: messenger RNA, 510 nt
Organism: Penicillium soppii
Lineage: Eukaryota; Fungi; Ascomycota; Eurotiomycetes; Eurotiales; Aspergillaceae
Product: putative C2H2 finger domain protein
Exons: 1
Coding region: 1-510 (169 amino acids)
Source: RefSeq, a predicted model, not a curated record